Messenger RNA from Choloepus didactylus (southern two-toed sloth), 1045 nucleotides. Its product is annotated as natural killer cells antigen CD94-like. Gene Ontology annotation, biological process: positive regulation of natural killer cell mediated cytotoxicity; stimulatory C-type lectin receptor signaling pathway. The record is from RefSeq and is a predicted model, not a curated record. Lineage: Eukaryota; Metazoa; Chordata; Mammalia; Pilosa; Megalonychidae. The transcript is spliced from 7 exons. The coding region runs from base 124 to 843 and encodes 239 amino acids.
UCAGCUGACGCAGCAUUAGAGCACAAUUUGUGAAUGUUUAUGCCUAAUAUAAUAGUAACCUGAAGACCCUCAGGUUCUUGCUUUUUGAACUUUGCCUUCCCUGGAUGGCCUUAUGAGGCAGGGAUGGAAAACAGAGAAAAGAUGGAAAGACCAACUACUGUCUGCAAAAGAGAAGAAAUAAAAAUCUACAUAAGAUCUGAAUUCUGCCGUCCAGCCUUGCUCCUCUCCAACAAGCAAGCAUCGUGCCUUCUCCUCAUUGACCUUGGGACAUCAUUUUUCAUGGCAGCUUUUCAGAAUGUUCCAUGGAGGUUGAUUUCUGGGAUCUUAGGCAUAAUAUGCCUUUUCUUGGUGUCUACUUUGGGAAUUUUGUUGAAAAUAUCAUUUACUAAACAAAUUGCUCAGUCAACAUUCUCUUCAGGACCCACUAUAGGACCCCAGAAAGUGUCUGGCUGCUGUUCUUGCCACGAAAAGUGGAUUGGGUACCAAUGCAACUGUUACUUCUUUUCUGAUGAAGAAAAGUCUUGGAAAGAAAGCAGCAUUGCCUGUGCUUCUCAGAAUUCCAGUCUACUACAGCUGGAAAGCAGAGAUGAACUGGGUUUUCUGAUCAACCAUCGGUAUUUUUACUGGAUUGGGCUCUCCUACAGUGAAGCCCGUGGCUCCUGGUUUUGGGAGGAUGGCUCUGCUCUUUCCCCCAAUCUAUUUUCAAGCUCUCAGACCCUAAAUCCCAGGAAUUGCAUAAUGUAUAAACCAAACUCUGAUGUUUUGAAUGAAGACUGUAUGGAAAAAAAUUAUUAUAUCUGCAAGCAACAGCUUCAGGUGUUUCAUGGGGUUGUGGGUGGGUGAUGCAGGUCUAGAUACACUAACAAUAUACUAAGAAUAGAACUUUUUAUCUCUUUUACAGACAGGUAUCUGUAGAUAUCUGCCUAUAAAAUGUUUCACUUUGUAUCUUAUCAUGCAAUUUGUAUGCAUUUGAAUCAUGUAUUUUAAAAUUGAUGAAAUUUCUGUGUCUGCACUUGAACUUACAAAGCAUCAAAAUAAAUAAUUU